Messenger RNA from Lytechinus variegatus (green sea urchin), 7830 nucleotides. RefSeq lists its product as uncharacterized. The record is from RefSeq and is a predicted model, not a curated record. The coding region runs from base 244 to 3669 and encodes 1141 amino acids. Lineage: Eukaryota; Metazoa; Echinodermata; Echinoidea; Temnopleuroida; Toxopneustidae. The transcript is spliced from 2 exons.
CGCGCAUGAUGAUCAAAGGUCAAUAUAAGUGAGGUCACGAUGUUUCGCCGUCGGUCAUUCACGAAGGAGAACAUUUUGCCGCCGAUUUUCCUGUCUUUUGGAUGAAUCUUGGUCCUUUUUCCAUCUGAUUAAUGUCUGCUGCCUCUAUCUAUUAGAUGAUAAAACGAUGGGCUGUUAAACAUCCCAUGAUAUGUCAAAGUUCAACGCCGGAGUUGGAUAUUGAUUAAUAACAUCCUAAGAGCCAUGGACAGUCCAAAGAACUUUGACAUGGGGGAAGAUGUCAGAAUGUCUCCUAAACUCUCAUCCAGAAGAAAAAGGAGUCGCCCUGUGAAGUUCAAUCAAGAUUAUAUCAUGACAGACGACUUGCCCAACAACUCUGGCUACCUUUCACCGGGCUCUGCUGAGAAGGAGUCUUAUGAGAAUUCUGAGAGCUUCAUGACAGCAGGCCCAGGAGAUUUCCUACAAGCUGAUGAUUCAUCGUCUCCUUCCUCUCCAGAGAAAAUCCAGAGACAGGUUACUUCCAUUCGAGAUGUCUCAUUGAUGAAGGGUACUGCUGCCAAGAGGGCCAAGCUGGAAGAAAAUGGCCCUCAAGAUUCCAGGACAAUGGAAGGCAAUACAGAUGGACAGCAGACAACCUUCUCAAGUUUGUUACAUACAUUUGCAUCUCAGGUGAACAAUCGUGUUGAAAACAGUGAACGUCAGUCUCCUUACAAUGACUCUUCUGUUACCCCUAAAACUAUUUGGCCUGUGACAACUUCUAUCUCUACUACGCCACAGGGCAUGCAUCAUCAAAGAGCACAUUCAGACACUUCCGUGCAAAGACAUUCAAAUUCACCAGCAUCAAACACCAGACAAGGCAUGUCCUUCUCUGGAAUGUUGCAAAACUUUGUAUCUUGCGUGAAUGACUCUCCUCCAACCACAAAGGCCGCUCCUGCUCCUCUUUCAUCCCUGAAAUCCUUGCUUACUCCAAAUCAACAACCCGUUGUUCCAGCGAGGUCAACUCCUAACAGCCGUUUCACAGGGAAUCUGUCUGCACCUGCAGGCAAAGAGCAACAGUCCUUUGCAGGUCUCCUGCAUAGCUUUGCAUCGGUAGUGGAUAAAGGUAACCAGGAGUCUCUUCAAGGUAGAAGGCAUCGGCUAGGAAGUGAUCAUAGAUCAAGUCCGGCUGGGCACGAGCAUACGCAGAAAGGGCCAAAGUCCCUUCUUGAUGUUCUUCAUGAUACCAUUUCAAGGAGAGUAUUAGAAACUAUCCCCUCACCCCCGCAGGAUGAAUCAAGCCAACAGACAAAAUAUUCCCAUUCUGCUCACAACACGCAGUUAGACAAGGUUAUGCAAUUCAACAUGGACAUUCCAGCUCAAGCAAAGGUACCAUUAAGCCAAGAAGCAAGAAGGGGUAAUAUGGAAGAUGGCUUAUCUGUAAAGUCACUCCAAGUCAAAGGUGGUAGAGGUGAACCUGAAGAGGAACUGCAUCCCAACAGUCACCAAUGGAGUCACAUUAGGAAUGUUCUUCCUCCUCUUGAUGAUAAUGAGGAUGCAUACCAUGGAAAUAGACAACAGUCUCAGACAGAUAAUAGCAUGUAUGCUGUCCAUAAUAUCAAGACAGAACCUCCAGACGAAGAACCCAGUGUAGAGUCCAGUUUCAGUCAAGAAGAUACCGACCAGCCGAGAGAGUAUUUGCUAAGUGGCACAGCAAGCCAAGAUGAUGAUUAUGAACCAGAAGACAGUCCACUUCACACAACAAUCAAACAAGAACCCAUUCAGAGCACAUCAGGCAAUGAGUGGGAAAUGUCUAAUAAUGUUGUGAAUUCCACUUUGAGGGAAAGGCUCCUUAUGAGAAUUGAAUCAAGACAAUCCCUUCAUCACUCUCCAUCACAGUCCAGUAGUUCCACAUCACCAGCAGAGACACAGCAAACUCAGAAACAAAGAAAUUCAAACCAAUUGCCAGAUGAGUCACCUGGGAAUAGAGAACCGGUGGCAAAUAGAGGAUUGGUUUCACAGUUGUUGAGCAGUGAGAAUUCUUCCACCUGGAGAAAUAGGAGUUCUGGCUCCUUUGCUGAUCUUCUGCACAAUAUAACAUCUUCAAUGCUGGAACAGGAUUCUAAAGAUGAUAAGAAAGAAUCAUCCCAGAGUAAUCAGAAAUCAAUAAAGCAAGAGCCAGUGGUGAGUGAUGAAGAACCUGAAUCGGGAUCUGUCCAAGACUUUCAGUCAGCCCAGGGACAGGUUGGUUCUUUAUCACUUACUUCUUUGCUACAAAAAGAGCGUACAAGCCAUUUGGAAGAACCGGUGGAGAAGAAAAAGGUUCCACGUUGUAUUUCCAGACUUCUCGCCGGUCCUUUGCAUUCUUCUGACACCAGAGAUCUUGAAUUCUCAGAUGGGAAAGGAACAAGAGCUCAAAAGAAGAAACUGGUAUCCUAUGUUGAUCCCCCAAGCCUGUCUUCUUCAAGUUUGUCAUCAGAUGAAGUAGAUCAAAAAAAUACACCAGACAUCCACCCUCCUACUUCGAGACUUUUAAUUUGUUCUCGCUCUGCAACAAAGCAUUCAAAUUCAAUGAAGCAUCGAUGGAAGAGAGGUCAAAGAUAUGGCCUCAAAAUCAAACAAGGGUGGCCUAGCAAGAGGAGGGAUGACCUUCAGAAGCGUAGUGAACUAAGAAGUGUGCAUGCCACUCAUAAGCCAAGUACUUCAAGACGUAAUGAAUCCAGCAGUCACAGUACCACCUCAACUGCUGAUGGAAGAAAUUUGGAAACUGAUACAAUGUCCUUCACAGAUAUCCUUCAGAAACUUGCUCAGAAAUGCCAAGCUGGUGGUCAGGAUACUUCACUGCAAGGAUCAUUUGACCAGCAUGUGAAUAAUCCUGAAUUCUGCUCAACUCCUAACCAGACAGAUUCUUCUAUGAGUAAGAGACAACAAGUUAGUGGUGGAGGAAUGUCUCCUCUCCACCCAGAUGUGCUCUCCAAUGUUCCUAGUUCUGCAAACCUUAAGAAUCUCCUGCAAAAGAGCUCUCUGACUCAGGUGCCUCCCAAAGUUCAGUCUCCUCCCUCUGGGGCUCCUUCUACUUCUGGUACAUCAAGAGAUGUCUCCUUUUCAGAUAUUAUGCAGAACAUGGCCUCAACAGUCACCAAGAAAAAAGGAACUUCUACUGUUUACGAAGAUCUUCACACCCUUGAUCCCCCUGCCCCUUGGAUUAAAUCCAUGUCAGGAAAUUGGUUGCGUUUCAUCCUCUUAGGUGAGGAUGAAAACCCAAGAAUCAACAUGUCUGUUUCCAUUAACUUAUGGAACACUAUCAAUGAGGUGAAAAUCCAUUGCCACCAUAUAGAAGUCCCAGCCAAUCACUGGAUAUUCCGAAGGUUUGGUAAACGCAUCCAUACUAAAGCUGCUCUCCAAGGUGUCUUACAGGCCAUCUCUAAUGGAUGCUCUGUAUGUGAGGGAACAACGCGGGGUGACCUUGUUCACAUGUACCGCAAUAAGCUUGCUUCGACUUCUAGAUGGCAAGCAGCUGCGCUUUUGGAGGACAGCUUUGGAACAGCAACCAUACGCUCCAGCCAGUGUGAGCUUCUUGUUUCUGGAUUGAGGCGCUCCAGAGAAAAGAGGUGCUCAAAGUGCUCCAAGUUCGUGGAUCGAAAGCUUAAGGCAGUUAUGUACCACAUGAAAAAGAAACUUGGUAUAAGUUAAGAUCUGUUUCAUCUCAACUUUCUUGAAACAAAACACUGUAUACGUCAAGUCUAUUCAGUAAACAGUGACUGUGGCAUAGGUCCCAUUUGCACAGGAAUGGCAAAAAAGUCUUGAAUAUUUGUUGGAGCCCAAAAUACAAACAUAUUUUACUCCUGUUUUAUUUCAAUUUUUUUUUGCAUUUGGAUACUUUGAGCAUAGGUUGGGCAUUGUGUAAAAGCAAGCAUUUGCUAUAAUAUGUACGUAGACUAUAACCCUUACUGAUUUUGGCCGUUUUGAGAAUCUCUCUGAUGGGGGGGGUCUAUGAUCUUGGCCAUCAAACCACUUUCUGAAAUCUGAAAAAAAAUAAAUUAAACCUCAGUGAAACACCAAUCAUGUGUUUGACUGGUUUUGGCUAGUUCUUAGUAGUCAAGAAUUCAGAAUGUUGCCAUAAUUUUCAAGGGAACUUGGAGGUAGAAAGUUUUUGAUUAAAAAAAAAACCCCAUCCCCCUUAAGAAACGAUUGAAAUACUAAUCCCUAAAAUAAAUUGUAAGCACCAUUUGAGCAGUAUGUAUUUCUCUAAAGGUCUAUUGAAAUAAUAGAGAAUGAAGUAAUGUGAGCAUUCAUGGAAAAUUUCAUCAAAAUCGAUAAAAGAAAAAGUAUAUUUCUGUUUUUAAUUUUGCAAUAUAUUUAUAAUAUGCACAACACAGGUUAUAUUGAAAUGAGGGAGCCUUUUACUUCCCACACAUUCUACAUGCAUUUUGUAUUUUAUUAAAUAUUUUAGUAUUUCAGAAUAAAUGAGCUCUUUAUGUAAUUAUGGACAAAGAUUCCAAAUAUUCAAGUUAAACUCAUGUUUCACAUUUUAGGAGCCGUUCAUAUUGCACUAUAGAAAUGCAUGUAGAGAGUGUGGUGUUAAUCGUUCGUUUAUUUACAUACCCUCAUGUUAUAUGUUCUGUAGAAAUAAAGAAAACCUAAAAAUGCUACCACUUUCUUACUUCACAUGCGAUAUUCAGUGUAAUGGUUUUAUUUAAUUUUUUUUUCAAUUCAACUUUUUCCAGGGGUUCACUUGGGUUUUGACCGAGUCACAAUUACUUGCAAAAUGGUAUCAGUUUAAAGAUUCUGAAUACAAAAAUGUGCUCUCAAGUGUGUUCUCAUUUGCUAUAAAAUUACUUUUUUUGUGAGUAAUUUUUGUAUAUUCUGUAUGCCACUUUCACUUUUCCAUGUAUUUUUCCUUUGGUCAAAACUCAAAGUGAACCUGUUGUAAGAGUACAUUCUGUCCUGUCUUCAAGCUGGGCAUUUUUUGGUAUUGUGUGAAUACAUGUAUGUAAGGGGUUAGUGUGAUAUGACUUAAUAUAUAUCUGGAUAUUUAUUUUGGUUUAGUUUAUUUUUGUUAGGAAAUACUGUGCAAGUAUAAAUAUACUAUUGUAAUUCAAAAGUCAGUUGAAUAGUUGAAUAAAAUAUUAUUUUUUUUAUGAAUGACUUGAUUUUGUGCAAUCAUGAGUUGGAAUUAUUUUUUUUAGGUAUUGGAUAAGUUGCUGAAUAGAAUGUAUGAUAUGAAUUCUAGAUGACAAUGCCCUGAUAGAGGGGUUUAUUUUCACUAAUAUAUUAAUGAGACCAUGUUUAAUUUUGGAUCUGUUAGGUUUUAUCAACUUUGUUAAAAAAGAAAACAAUUUUGUACAUUAUACGUACCGUAUGUAAAGUUUACCUACAUAUCUUGCUGUGUAACUUUACUGAUAUUUCAUUCUUGAGGCACCAGUGAUGAAAAUUUAUUAUACCCAUCAUUAUUACCUGUAAAUCUGCUCCAACAUGUUUAUAUGACUGGCAAGCUGUUAUUUGUAAGAACAAAUCAAAUCUUGUUGGUAUAUUUGAAUCAAAUUUUGAAGCUAUUUAAUUUUGAAAGGUGAUAUGUACAUUAAGUGAUGUAUAGAUCUAUUAAAAAUUAAUGUACAUUACUAAUGAUAAUGAUAGGCAUUUAUAUAGUGCCAUCUAUCUAGAAAUAUUCUAUUAGGAGGCGCGAUGUUAUUAUUACCCCGACUUUAGCUCGGGCUGCCUUUCAGCGCUCAUGCAUUCAAGGAAUUAAUCCUGCUGGGUACCCAUCCACCUCACCUGGGUUGAGUGUAGCACAAUGUGGAUAAAUUCCUUGUAUUAGCAGGGGUAAGUGGUGGAUUUUGUUUAUCCAGGAAAACAUAGGCGUUCAUUCUGAUCGAGGCACCUUGAUUUUUUGUUUAAAGAUAAUUUCCAUAUGCCAGCCAUGUAUUUUUUUAAGUAGAGAGUUGGGUCAUUCUGUGUAAGAUCCAGCAAUGGGCUAAGCCAUCCGACUCUUAUUGGGUAUAGUGCGCCAUAUGAUUUUUUGCGCUAUGAACGAUGAUGCAACUAAAAAGGAAUUCUCACCCCCCCCCCUAAAGAUAUAAGUGGCAUUUCGCAUUUUUCAUCAUGAUCGAUUUUUUUUUCCUGAAAUUCCUUCCUGGAUCCUUAUUCGAUAUCAGUUGUUAAAGUAGACAAAAUACGAUUAUUCAGCUAAUCUGCAUGUAAGAUUUCUGCUUCAUCAGUAGUAGAGAUGUUUGAUCAUGAAAUGUGCAAAUGCUUUUUUUAAUUCACAUUUAUCGGAACUUAUGACUGCAUUGUAAAUAUUAGAAAUGGAAAUUCCUGUUGAGUGAUGUGUAUAUAAUGUAAGUUUGAUUAUAAUUUAAGUGAAUUACAAUGUUUAUUUCUAGUAUUCAUGGGUGCAAAUAACAAGGCUUUGCUCUUAUUGAUACUGUACAUGAAGUUUGGUGCUGUAUAUUUCUUUCCUCUUCUCUUUCUUCCUCUUCCAUUUUAUCCAGAAAAGACCUAGGGUGUAAUUCCUGAAGAUAUGGGCGUGGCAGAAAGUGACUCUAAAAUACCAAAUUGCAUGCAGAAAAUAAAAUGCAUCACUAGGCCCUUGCUACUGCAUUGUCAUUACAAGAUAUUCCUUUGACACUGGAUAAGUGCGCUGGCAUUAAAGCAUGACUUUCAACCACACUUGAAUUCUUUAUUGUUUGCAUGCCCAAUUAAGCUUUUUCUGAAGACCAUGGAUUUCUCAGAUACUUAGAAAAGAAUGGAGCACACUCACUUCUUGUUAAUCUUAAAAGUUGGGAGGAAAGAGAAAGAACAAAAAAGUGCAUAACUACCUGUAUCUAUUAGAAGUUACCUAGCUAGUGAAUGUUCAUUUUCUUUUUACCUAUACCUAAUUCUUGUUUGUGAUCAUUUUCAUUUUUGUAUAUCAAGAAAGCUGCAAUCUUGUACAUAUAUUCUCUUCUUGACUCACUGAUUUUACUCACAAUAGACAUAUCUCAAUAACUGAUCUUUUGAACUUGUUCUGCGGUUAAACCUUGUUGAUAUGUUUUGUGUAUAUUUUAUGAUUUAUUCUUUGAUACUAGUAAACUAGGUGUUCUAUUAUCUCAAUUAACAUGUGCAAUUAUUAUUUGAUCAAUUAAUUUUUAUGAAGAAAAUGUUUAUAUUGGUUAUGGACUUGUUUCUCUUAAUAACCCUGUGUUUUGUUUUUAUUUAAAAUUGUUGGGAUAAAUGUAUAUGGUUACUUACAAUGAAAAGCUGUGAACAUGAUGAAUCAAAAGCCUAAAUCCAAAUUAAUUGAGAUUAUUUAGUAUUGACUCGUUUGAAUAUUAUGUAUGACAGUGAAUAUAAGGAACAUUUUGCUUUAACUCAAUGUAAUUGAUUGUACUUGUAGUCCUGAAAUUUAUAAGGGUUUUGUGGUUUUUCUUGUUGACUGGGUUGAUUUCUCAAAAUCGUGUGGUCAGUUGAUUCAUUUUCAUGAUAUUUAGGGUAAUUUUUAACUCAAGUAAAAUUAAUUCAACGUUAAUCUUAGUUUGUUUUACAUACUUUUUCCCCUUAUAUAUUAAUGUUUUUAUUUUCUCAUUAGAUACAUGUAGUGUAUUUUAUUUAGAACUAUGCUGCAUCUAAACACCUCAGUUUUAUUUAAUACAGAGAUAUUUUUUAAUGUUCACUUCUACACAGCAUUAGAAGGGGAAACAGAGAUAAAGUUACAAAGCAUAUAAUGAUGCUAUUGAAAACUUUGUAUUGUACCCAUUUGUAUUAAUCUAAAUUCGGAUUGUUUUGUGGAAUUAUCUUUUUUAGCUGUGAAUAAUUUUUUACAAUUUCAAUCAUUGAAAACCAAAGGGUGUUAACAAUUGCUUUGACUUUGUUAUG